UCGUGGGCGCGCGUAGCGGGCGCGCGUAGAUUGGCUGCUUCGGUGGCGGCGUCUCAGGCCUGAGAGACUGCGCGAGCGAGCCGAGUGGGCGCGGAGGAUUCUCGCGGCUCCUUAGAUAUAGUCAUUUGUCUUACACAAGAGGCUUCAGUGGGAAGUGAGAGUGCAUCAGUAGAUAAGCAGCUGACUAUGAAUUCUGAGCAAAACAUGCAUGAGUUAGGCAAUGAAGUCACAUCUGAGGACCUUGAACCAUCAGCGAGGAACUCCAGGAACAUACAGGCCAUGGAACCUUAUCCAGACGAAGGGCCAUUUACAAAGUGCAGUAUUAUGGAAUGUGGAAAGAGUGAUAGGAAUUACGAAUCUGAGAUUUCUCAAGUUAUCCCAGACUUAAAUAAAGAGACAUCAGUAGCAUAUCUUCAAAAAGAAUUGGAAAUUCUCAGAACAAGCAAUAAAAAGCUUCAAGAAAGAUUGACUAAAGAAGAUAAAGAAAAGAGAAAAUUAGAGCUUAGGUUGGAACUGCAGGAGAAAGCCGCCGAGGCUGAAAUCGCUGAGAGGACGGCAGCUUUGGUCGAAGAAGUGUAUUUUGCGCAGAGAGAACGUGAUGAAGCUAUUAUGUGCAGACUGCAGCUAGCUCUUGAGGAGAGAGAUGAAGCAGUUGCACGUGUGAAGCAUAUGGAAAUGUCACUGAAAAUGCUAGAAAAUAUUAACCCUGAAGAAAAUGACAUGACAUUACAGGAAUUACUGAGCAGAAUAAACAAUGCAGACACUGGGAUAGCUAUUGAGAAGAAUGGAGCUCUAAUUGUGGAUAGAAUCUCCAAGACCAAGGAGUGUAAAAGGAGAAUAACUGCAGAAGAAAUGAAGGCGGUGAUAGACGAGCGGGACACGGCUUUGUCUCAGUGCAAACGGCUGCACCAGGAGCUUCAUCGUCUGAAAGAGCAGAAGCAGACUUCAGCAAACAACACGAGACACCCGACUGCUGAAAACAAUCAGGAACGUGCUCUGAAGGAAAAAUUGUUAUCGAUGCAGCAAGCCAGAGAAACUGCAGUUGAGCAAUACAAAAGGCGAGAAGAAAUACAGACCUUACGAGUUUACUACAGUUUACACAAAUCAUUAUCUCAAGAAGAGAACUUGAAGGAUCAGUUUAACCAUGCCCUUAGUACCUAUGAAGAAGCCUUGAAAAACAGAGAGAGCGUUGUUUCCAUCACUCAACAGCAGAACGAAGAACUGACCACCCAACUUGAGAAGGCUCUGACUCAGCAAGCAAGCAUGGAGUUACAGCUUCAGCGUGCUCUCGAGGUCUCCCAAGCAGCCAAUGAAAAAGUUCAGAAGUAA
Messenger RNA from Arvicola amphibius (Eurasian water vole), 1329 nucleotides. RefSeq names its product mirror-image polydactyly 1 (gene Mipol1). The record is from RefSeq and is a predicted model, not a curated record. NCBI's taxonomy places the organism in Eukaryota, Metazoa, Chordata, Mammalia, Rodentia, Cricetidae.